Messenger RNA from Oncorhynchus tshawytscha (Chinook salmon), 1796 nucleotides. RefSeq names its product nuclear factor 1 X-type. Gene Ontology annotation, molecular function: RNA polymerase II cis-regulatory region sequence-specific DNA binding; DNA-binding transcription factor activity, RNA polymerase II-specific. Lineage: Eukaryota; Metazoa; Chordata; Actinopteri; Salmoniformes; Salmonidae. The coding region runs from base 939 to 1781 and encodes 280 amino acids. The transcript has 4 exons. Gene Ontology annotation, cellular component: nucleus. Gene Ontology annotation, biological process: regulation of transcription by RNA polymerase II. The record is from RefSeq and is a predicted model, not a curated record.
GCACGACAGACUGUGAACCACUCCGUUUAUUAAUAAUUCACCAGCCCUCCGCUUCUCCGGCCGCGAUCCACUGCUGCGCCUCCGCGCGCUUUGGGCCGCCACAGCACUUUUUUCUGGGUUUAUUACACUUUAACAGCUGUUAACUCCAACUAUUUCAUUCACUUCAGUCAUAUGUACCGGGAUUAGCGUAUACAUAUGCGCGUUCUCGUGAAGUCGCCUGGCAUAGUGAUAUGAUCAAGUAUCACCUCUCUCCAAAACUUGCAACAUCUAUGGUGCCAGAUCUGGUACUAGUUGUGGUCUCCUUUUUAUCUCGAGUAAAUAUGGGCAAGAUCAAAUGAAGAAGAACCAAAGGGAAUUCCAUUUUUGUAUUGUUUUUUAUUAGGAGGACCAGAGGAUGAGGAUAACACAGAGUUCCUUUGAGGCACACAGAAGCAACAGCUGAUUUGUGAGCGCGUAAGUAGAGUCUACUUACUGUCGGCCCCUUGCAAAGAGAGACCUCUGCUCUGUUACUUGGGAGCUGACGAUACGCUAGCAUCGUGCACGGAUUUGCCUCACUGGGUAUUCGGUGAACAGAGCGGACGGAAGGGAUGGCGCACUGACAGGCGACCAGAGCAAGUCCUCACAGCUCCGACAAGCGCCGCCCGUGUUUUCAUGGAAGUCCCACGCGUGAAUAACGGACAUAAACAUCCCGAAUGAAGCCGGGAAGUGGUUGACUUGGAUAAGCCGUCUCCCUUCCCUUUCCCUGUUGGAGGAAACAGUAAAACUACAAUUUAAAAAAAUGUUCACCGGGCCACAGGCCGUCCCGUAUUAGGGUUAUUUUGCUUCCGGUAUCAGAAGAAACGAGUAGUUUUCUCUCUCCCAUACUUUUUUUGGAAGCUGAACUUUUUUAGAGUUGAAAAUGGGUAUUUGAGACUGUUGGCACAUUUCCCUGCUCCACAAUGGCCACCGAAACCUUUCUGGUGAAUGAAGACCCCUCCAGAGGUCCUGGGAUGCCUGAAUGCUUUGUAGUAUCAGAUUCCUACAGGUAUUGCACUACUCACCUUCUAAACAAUCCAUUAGUGGAUGAAUUUCAUCCCUUCAUCGAGGCCCUUCUCCCCCAUGUCCGUGCCUUCUCCUACACCUGGUUCAACCUGCAGGCACGCAAACGCAAGUACUUCAAGAAGCACGAGAAGAGGAUGACAAAGGAUGAAGAACGCGCAGUGAAGGACGAGCUGCUGGGUGAGAAGCCCGAGAUCAAGCAGAAGUGGGCGUCGCGGCUGCUGGCCAAGCUCCGAAAGGACAUCCGGCCCGAGUUUCGUGAGGACUUUGUGCUCACCAUCACAGGCAAGAAGCCCCCCUGUUGUGUUCUUUCCAACCCCGACCAGAAGGGCAAGAUCCGCCGUAUCGACUGUCUCCGCCAGGCCGACAAGGUGUGGCGGCUGGACCUGGUGAUGGUCAUCCUGUUCAAGGGCAGCCCCCUGGAGAGCACGGACGGAGAGCGGCUGGUUAAGUCGCCCCAGUGCGCAAACCACGGCCUGUGCGUCCAGCCCCACCACAUCGGCGUGUCCGUCAAGGAGCUCGACCUCUACCUGGCCUACUUCAUCCACUCACCAGGUCAGUUGGUGAACGCCUUACAGCUUUCUGUCUUUUUCACACAAAUACACACACACACACACACACACACACACACACACACACACACACACACGUCAGUUUGUAAGGCCUUUUGCAGCCACACUCUGAGCCUUGCCAAACCCUGUUCCUCCCCGUGCACCACCAGACCAAAUGCCUGUGAUAAAUAAAGAGAAUUGCCUCCA